UGACACGAGAUAAGCUCCAAAUAAGAGUAAUAUUCGAUCGGAAAAGAUAAACCACGAGUGCCGACGUCGCGAAUUGAUCGACAGCUUCGAUCGUUAGGGCGUGCGAGCGUGGCGUGCGUGACGAAUCUUGCCAACUAUUUCCGGCGGCUUGGCGCCUCCGAUCGCGAGGUGACGUUUACUGUUUGCCGUGAUUUGCUGGGUGUGUUGCUGCCAAAAUCGGCGGAGCGAGAGCAAGCGACUUCCUUUUGAAGGUUCUGCGCGACUUCAGUCUUUCUCCGCUUGCGCUCCGAUCGCGGAAAAAAUGGGCCUCACAAUCAGCAGCUUGCUUACCCGGCUGUUUGGCAAGAAGCAGAUGCGGAUACUGAUGGUGGGUCUGGACGCCGCCGGUAAGACCACCAUACUUUAUAAACUGAAACUCGGCGAGAUUGUCACCACUAUACCCACGAUCGGCUUCAAUGUCGAGACGGUCGAGUACAGAAAUAUCUGCUUCACCGUAUGGGAUGUGGGCGGCCAGGACAAGAUCCGACCACUUUGGAGGCACUACUUUCAAAAUACUCAGGGUCUCAUCUACGUAGUAGACAGUAACGAUCGCGAACGUAUCGGCGAAGCGGAACGCGAACUGGCAAACAUGUUGAAGGAAGACGAGUUACGGGACGCGGUGCUGUUGGUGUUCGCCAAUAAGCAAGAUCUACCCAAUGCAAUGACCGCAGCUGAGCUCACAGAUAAACUAGGCCUAAAUUCGUUGCGAGGACGUCACUGGUACAUACAGAGUACCUGUGCCACACAGGGACACGGAUUGUAUGAGGGUCUGGAUUGGUUGAGUAACGAGCUAGCCAAAAAGUGAUAGCGCCUCACUGUAACUGAUAUUUUUAAGGACAACUUACUCAUCCAAUAUGGACGUAGAAUGGGCAAAAGUCACUCAAUUUCAAUCAAAUUAUAUCAUCUAUAACAAUAUAGUAUCAAUUAUAUGUACAGUUUAACAGUCGCUGCGAUUUUAAUUGCUUACAGAAAUUGAUGCAAAUGCAAACAAAAGAAAUUAGAGCGAUACGUCAACUUUUUUACCUCUUAGGUACAGUAAAAUUCAUGUGAAAUGUGUUCCAAAAGUAAAACUUGUUUCACAGAAAAGAAAUGUGCGAUUAAGACAUAAUAUAGAUUCUUGCAUCAUUUAUAAGAUUAUAUAUAAAGGUUGUACAUAAUUCUAAGUUCCUUCAUAUAUACUUACCAUUAGGUCAAUUCUAAUUCUGAUUUUUGAUACAUCGAGGGACAAAGUAUUGCCUUCAUCAACAGAUUUAAAUGCGAAAAAUUUAUUUAUGUUAUAUUAAGCAUAUGAAAAAAUUAUUGGAUUACAAUUUAUUUUCUAUAUUUUAAUCUACGUCCAUACUAUUCAUUAGAAAUGAAAUAUGUAUUAUGUGAUGUUAUAUACACAGGUCGUUUGCACUCUAUCCUGUUCUCACAGAUAAGUAAAUUUUUGAGAUAAGUAAUUACUAGUUUAUAAGGCUUAUAGAUAAGUACUUGAUUAAUUUUAAUAUUGUGAAAAGAAAUAAAACUUAAUGAUGGUUUUUGAGCUGCAACUCUCAUUUUUAAUAAAAAUAGACAUUUAAAAACUGUAA
Messenger RNA from Cataglyphis hispanica, 1610 nucleotides. RefSeq names its product ADP-ribosylation factor 2 (gene Arf102F). Lineage: Eukaryota; Metazoa; Arthropoda; Insecta; Hymenoptera; Formicidae. The record is from RefSeq and is a predicted model, not a curated record. Bases 302 to 844 code for a protein of 180 amino acids. Gene Ontology annotation, molecular function: GTPase activity; GTP binding. Gene Ontology annotation, cellular component: plasma membrane; cytoplasm. Gene Ontology annotation, biological process: intracellular protein transport; vesicle-mediated transport. The transcript is spliced from 2 exons.